AUGGAUUCACAGGGACUGGCCAGUACUUCUCUUCCAUCCAAUCUUGUGGAACAUGAUCAUACUCCUUUUCCUGAGUCUGGAAUCAAAGAAACAUUGAUAGAAAAGAGAGAGAGAAUUAGUAACGGCAGGAGAACUCUGAGGGUUCCAAAACGGAUGGAACAGCCCAUUUAUGUCUAUUAUCAGCUUGACAAUUUCUACCAGAAUCACCGCAGGUAUGUGAAGAGCCGAAGUGAUCAGCAAUUGAGAAAUUCAGGAGAUGAGAAUGACACAAGUGGCUGUAAGCCUGAAAAUACUGCCCACGGGAUGCCAAUUGUACCUUGUGGUCUUAUAGCCUGGAGCCUGUUCAAUGAUACUUAUGGCUUCACUCGCAACAACCAGUCGGUGACCAUAAACAAGAGAGAGAUCUCGUGGAAGAGUGAUAGAGAUCACAAAUUUGGCAAAAAUGUCUACCCAAGGAACUUUCAAAAUAAUACUCUAGUCGGUGGAGCACGCCUCGAUGCAAAUAAAUCAUUGAGUGAGCAGGAGGACCUUAUUGUUUGGAUGCGAACUGCAGCGCUUCCAACUUUCAGAAAACUGUACGGGAAAAUAGAGAUGGAUCUUGAGGCCGGUGAUGUCAUUAAUGUGGAGUUGCAAAAUAAUUAUAAUACCUAUAGUUUCGAUGGCAAGAAGAAACUUGUCCUUUCUACCACCAGCUGGCUUGGAGGGAAGAAUGACUUUCUUGGUAUUGCAUAUCUUGUAGUGGGUGGAUUGUGCUUCUUUCUCGCGAUCGUUUUCACAAUUAUCUAUCUAGUUAAGCCAAGGCAACUUGGAGACCCAUCUUAUUUGUCAUGGAACCGCAACGCAGGAGGUACGAAUACAAAUGGACGUAUUACCAGUCCAACCGUUGCUAUUCAUAUUAACUACAUGGCUUCAUCGACAUUGCUAUUCCACCAGCUCGAGACAGCGGAGCCAUUUUUCCUGUUUGCAGGCCCCAAUGUGAUUGAAUCAGAGGAUCACGUUCUUUUUAUGGCUAAGAAUAUCAAGGUCAUCACUUCUAAGCUUGGGUUGCCAUUGGUUUUUAAGUCGAGCUUUGAUAAAGCUAAUAGGUCAUCCUCUAAGUUGUUUCGCGGACCUGGCUUGGAGGAAGGCUUAAAGUGCGAAGCAGUUGGCAGGAUUGCAGACAUAAUUCAGAUUCCUGCUUCCUUAUGCUGGCAGGUCAUGGUAAAUUCUGCUGAAAAGAUUAGGUUGGCUGGAAAUCAAAAUGUUAUGGUUUGUGAGAGAGGAACAAUGUUUGGCUAUAAUGACUUGAUCGUUGGUCCCCGCAACUUCGAGUGGAUGGUGGAGGCUGAUUGUCCUGUUGUUAGAUUUUUGGCCCGUGCUCUGUUGUGCACCAAUAUUGAGACAAGCAAACGCUCUAUUCUCUUAAACAUCCCUAGUCACAAAUCUUCUUAUGCAGUUGCUGUUGGGGUGGAUGGAAUUUUUAUGGAGGUGCACAAUGAACCUUUAAAAGCUCCAGUUGAUGGUCCAACUGGGAAAGUUUCACCCUCUUCGACAUUUGGAGGAACUGCUGGAAGAGCUCAUAGCAAUUGCUGCUGGGUUAACUCUUAUGCUGCAGUCUCUUUCUUAAGCUUUGCAAGCUCCUGCCUCACAUCGCCAGCCUUCUUGACUUUUGCCAAUAUUAGUUUAAACCUAUCAAAAUCAUUUAGAGAGGCUUUUCUCUUCUGCACAAUCAGCUUCCUUCCCCAGAAACUGUUUUCCCACUUUCUUGACAUCAGCAACAAUAAGAGUCUUUUUUCUUCCGAACCUAUUGAUGUCCAUCUUGAUGUUGGUAAGAGAAAGCGUCUUAAAGUUCAUUUGGCUCCUCACCAUAUGAGAUGCAUCCAUGAGAUCCGGGGUUUGGUCGAUGACCUCAACAAUGAAGAGGGUCAGCAAGGGGAAAGCUAUGCUUUUAAAUUGAUCUCACUCCAUUCAGUUCAUGAGAAUUCUGGAGCUUCUCAUAGGACUGGACACUUGUGUAUAGCGCCUCUUUAG
Fraxinus pennsylvanica is the source of this 2010-nucleotide messenger RNA. NCBI's taxonomy places the organism in Eukaryota, Viridiplantae, Streptophyta, Magnoliopsida, Lamiales, Oleaceae. The record is from the annotation of a GenBank genome assembly.